Molecule: messenger RNA, 1754 nt
Organism: Siniperca chuatsi (mandarin fish)
Lineage: Eukaryota; Metazoa; Chordata; Actinopteri; Centrarchiformes; Sinipercidae
Gene: fbxo2
Product: F-box protein 2
Exons: 6
Coding region: 734-1264 (176 amino acids)
Biological process (GO): SCF-dependent proteasomal ubiquitin-dependent protein catabolic process; glycoprotein catabolic process
Cellular component (GO): SCF ubiquitin ligase complex; cytoplasm
Molecular function (GO): ubiquitin protein ligase activity
Source: RefSeq, a predicted model, not a curated record
GCCAGGAAAGCAGUGUAGCGUAGAAAACUUGGCUUAAAAACUCAAUAAAAUAUCAAUUUAUGAUGGUUUGAGACGAAGUUUCUAGCGACGCUUCUGCCAGGUACACAAAAACGCAGACACAUGCGCAGUGUAUUUCCCUGAUUACUGUGAUUUUCGAUUGAAUACACAGUAUCUUAUUGUGAAAGGGUAUACAGUAAUUCACUGAGCACAAACAAAGUAAAUUACUGUGGAUUUCACAGGAUUUUUUUUUUACAACAGGUUUUUUUAUGAGGUUUAGCACAUACAUUAGGGUUAGGGUUAGGUUUGUUACAGUUACAGUUUGUUACCUGGCAGUGCUAUCAGAUUUCAGCCUAACGUUAGUAGCUCUGACCGGGUGUAGAAGAUUCUUUUGUAUUAGUGUUCCUUUUGUUAAUUCUGUGUGUGCAUGUGUGGUUCUGCUGAGUUUCGAUGGAUGGAUGCUCCCUCCCAACCAGCAGAUUGGGUGUUUUGUGUAUCACCUCCUCCUCUCCCUCCUCUCUCUCUCUCUCUCUCCCUCUCUCUCUCUCUCUCUCUCUCUCUCACUUCGUUUGUGUUUGUGUGUGUGUGUGCGCUCCCUGGCUAUAAAAGCCACACUGUCACGAGGGCGCUACCCUGCAGAGGAGCUCAAGUGUCAGUCAGAGAAAGAAACAGACGAAACAGACGAAUGUACUUGCCUUCCCCUGGCUGCCCUUUCUUCUCUGUAUAAGCUGUAAUCAUGGCCAGAAACCUGUUGAAGAAUCCCAGUGGGGAAGAGCAGCUGGAAUUCUGGGAGCUGACAGAGAACGGUGGGAGUCAAUGGAAGGUGGAGGACAUGCCGGGAGACUGUGGCUACGACUUCUGCAACGACGGAGUAACCAAAUACUUUGCAACCUCAUUUGAGCUGUGUCUGAAGAGACAGGUGAUCGACUUGUUAGCUGAGGGUUACUCUUGUGAGCAGUUGGAUGCUCAGCCUGCCAUCACAGUGGAAGACUGGUACUGUGGGAGGGCGGAUUGUGGCUGCUCCUACCAAAUAACCUUGUGUCUGCUGGAUGAGAAUCACGAGGUCAUACAGGACUUCAAACCUGAGCCGGUGACCCUCGACCCUGACUAUGACGACUGCUCGUGGAAACAGGUCAGCCAUACAUUUUCUGACUACGGCUCCGGAAUGCGUUUCAUCUCCUUUGAACAUGGAGGACAAGACACCAAGUUCUGGGACGGUUGGUUUGGAGUCCGGGUCACCGGGAGCUCUGUUACUGUUGAGGUCUGAACAAGAGGAAAAAAAGUAAAAGGAGAAGGGAACCAAGGAGUUAGGAAUACUGAAAGGUGAAAGUGGGUAGAGAGAAGUAGAGUAAUAGCAGGGCUCCAAAGUGACAGAGUGUAGGUUUCAAGGUUUCAAGAGGACCAGCUUUGCCUUAUGCAGGAUGUUCAUGCUGCGGAAACAUACUGCUGCUAAGAAGACUGUAAUUACAAAGCUGUAAAAAAAACAAAAACAUGGUGGCACGUUGGCUUUACUAACCUUAAAAUAUUAAAAUUACUGCUUGCAACAAUCAUUAAUCAUGAUCUAUUAACUACUACCUCUGCACAGUGACUUGGUGUUAAGCUAAAUGACAUGUUUGGUGGGUGAGGGUGUUGUAAGCAAUCAAGUGGUUUAUCAUUCAAAUUGGAAUUAAAAUUAUGAAAUAAAUUGGCAACUACAUCAUUGCCUGUUUUGUUAAAUUGAAAUGAAGAUCUAAUAAACUGAAUGUGAUAAUCCUUCA